Salvelinus sp. IW2-2015 is the source of this 3529-nucleotide messenger RNA. Its product is annotated as cytohesin-interacting protein. The record is from RefSeq and is a predicted model, not a curated record. Gene Ontology annotation, molecular function: protein binding. NCBI's taxonomy places the organism in Eukaryota, Metazoa, Chordata, Actinopteri, Salmoniformes, Salmonidae.
AGAGCCCUUUGGGCCCAGGUCAAAAGAAGUGCACUAUAUAGGGAAUAGGGUGGCAUUUGGGAAGAUCUCCUUGUCUGUACACAGUGUUACAGUGGAGGGAGAUUCUACUGGCCAGACAGUCCCGUGGGAGCUUGGUCGCUGGCACUGCUAAGGGUCACAUAUGUUCAAUGGGCCAGAGGGGAAUGCAGUGAGGCAACACUGCUGUUCAUUGGUCUGUUUCGUGAGGAGGGUAUUACCAGGGGGUUCAUAUUGGGCCUGUCCCAAAUGGAAACCUAUUCCUUACAUAAUCCAUUACUUUUGACCAGAGCCCGUCCAUAGGGUGAACUUCAUAGGGAAUAGGGUUCCGUUUGGGAUGGAGUUCUUUUUUUUAGGUGAGGGACAUUCUGAUGUUCCCAUUUGACUAAUUCCUAAUUCAUUUGUUUUGUGUCCCAAAUACAAAGUUCUGGGGUGCUUGAAUGGAUAAGGUACUGUCUUGUACGAUCAUAAAAUACAUAUUGUUUAUCUUGUAAAAAUGUAUGAGGAAAAAAUACUUCACUAUCAAAGAACAAUAGAAAAAUUGUCAACACAUCACAUAUCUGACAUUGAUUUUAGUCUUGACUGUUGGCCUGUGUGUGAUUUCCUCUUGGAUCAAACCACGUCUGAUGCCUUCUAGCCAUUGACCCAUGCUGUGUGUUUGUAAAGCAAGUCUCUAGCCCCGAGCGAAAGCCUGCUUUUGUCUGUCCUCACAAGACAAAUCUCUUUGCUUGGCGGACCAGAGAGGCUCAGGUUGACUCCAAACCAUUCAGAMAACAGAAACUGGAGUGAGUGGAAGCAGGUGCUGAUGCUAGUCUAGACCACAGAGGUGGCAGUUUUUCAUGCAUUGCUGAUUUCUGACAGACCAUAAAUCAAAUUGCACAGACUGCACAAAAAAAGGGGGCUGUUUGAAAAGAGAAAAAAAGUAUGCCGAUUUCCUUUUCCUGGCCACAGCAGAGCAGGCAAACGAAACACAAGAAAAAUACAAAGAAACAUAAAAGGGUGGAAAGAAAGUGAGCAAAGGGCUGUGAUCGGCUAACACAGGAGCAUCAUAAUCGCAUGGUGUGGAUUUCCGCUUUGGCACAUUUACUUUAAGCUGCACAGCAGUGGCAGGGACACACCACAUAUACAACACAUGCAGAGUUACUCUACUGUACUAGCUGUACCAGAGCUACACUAUGGCGCUGUGAAGAGGGAGCGAGCUCCACUCCACCAUGCAAUCCACCACGAACUUCAAUGGGCUCCAGCGACAGGGCAGCCAGGACAGUUACAUUAUGGAGGUCUCUCCGCGGAAGAAGGGUCCUCUAUGGUAUCGGCGCUCUCUGAGGGGACACCAUGACAAACCCAGUCAGAAUAGGGGGACUACUCCCGGGACUCUGCCAAGAGGCUGGAAACAGUCCAACAGAACCCGCUCAAACUCCUUGGUGGAUUACUCUGACCCUCAGAGGACUACUGUUAUAAUGCAAAAGCAAGACAAUGAGACGUUUGGAUUUGAAAUUCAGACAUAUGGUGUGCAGCUGAAGAACAGCACUGCGGUGGAGAUGUGCACAUUUGUGUGCAAGGUGCAGGACGAUAGCUCAGCUGAGAGUGCAGGCCUGACCACCGGUGAUGUUAUCGUCACCAUUAAUGGGGUCAGCAUUGAGGGGUCGAGCCAUCAGCACAUCGUUGACCUGAUUCGAGAAUCCAACAACUUUUUACAGAUGGAAACGGUGUGUGGGACGGUGGUGAAGAGGAUUGAACUGGAGAAGAAGAUGAGCUUGCUCAAGCAUACCCUGGGAGAGAAAUGGGUGGAGUUGCAAGCACUCACAUUACAGGAAAAACGCCUUACGCGAGGUAACCUGAAUGACAGUUCUCUACACCCCUCUAUGGACUCCCUGAUGUCUCUACUUUCUCCGUCUGGACACAGUGACCACUGUGGCCACCGUUUCUCCAGUGACAGUAGCUGCCGGAGUGGGAUGACAGAGGACAGUGACCUGGCCAGUGUGUUUGGGGACCUGAGCUCUCCCAGCCCCUGCAAUGUGGCCAGUCCAGAUGAUAGCUGCUUCUUCUCCACAGACUUCCCCCAGGAAAUGCCCAGGGCCCCGGCCAGCCUCAGCCGUCCCCGCAGCGAUAGCCUGGCUGGCAGCAGUGGCUCCCUCUCCUCCACUAGUUGGGACCCCUCCAGAGCCUCCUCCCUGUUCGGGACACUCCCCAGGAAGGCUAGGAGAGCCAGCGUCCGCAAACACAUCCUGAAGUUCAUCCCUGGAUUCAACCACUCAGUGGAGGAGGAGGACACCUGACCUGAGCUAUGAACGAACACUACAGUAGGUCUGAUGUGAUGUUCAAUACAAACAUUUCCUGCUGAGACUGAAGCAUUGCCAAUAUGGACACCGUGCCCCUGGCUCAGGAGUAGCCACUCAAUGAACAUUAUUGGGAUGAGAAGCAUUAGGAGGUAAAGAGAAAUCUCCCUUUGACAAAGGCCUUCAGUUAUCUAUUACUGUAUACGUGAUGCACAAUUUUCAUAAUGAGAAGACAGCAUUAAUCCUUAUAACGGUAACAAUUAUUUGUAAUAUAGAACACGGGAACUCAGUUCAUGUGUGUGCAGACAGUGCAACAAAGAUUGUGCUUGCCAUUUCUAAAAAUGUUACCAUUGUAUGUAGGGUGAUAACUAUGCAUGAAAAGCCAUGAUUUUACUCAAUUCAAUAUUUUGCUUGUAUAUAACUUGAGAAGUGUUAUGCUUUGCAUAUUUGAAAGAAUUUACCAGCAACAGUCUGUCAGGUUUGUCACCUAAAAAGUGUGAGUUCUUAACCAGGUAGCUAACUUCAUAGUUCAAAACAGGAUGUGGGCAGAGAAGGAGCUACUUUCUUGACUAUUUUUGUACCCAAACCCAAGUUUCAGGUUAUCUACAACUUACUUUCAGUCUUGAUAGUUAUACUACAAAUAACAACCGUCUUUCCUCUAAUUCAUGGCAUUUUAACAGAGUGCCAUGGAAUGUUACUCGACUGUUUUGAAUGUAUGCUUGAUGUGCCAUUUGCUGCUUUCAUUGAGAUUCAAAAGACAUAUUUGAAAUUCCCUGAAGACAAGUGACUGUAAAAUUUUACACAAAGUGUAUAGUGACAAUUUAGGAACCAACUAUUUACAUAUUCUCUCUCUCAUACUGCCUUCUAUUAUUUAAAGUACAUCUAUGUGAGAGUGAAAAAAAAUAACUGAUUAACAUCCACUAGAUGGCAUUGCAAGCAUUAAAUGCUUAGGACUUUGAAUUAUAUCAGGACAUACAGUACAAUGCCACACUGUAAAAGGAGAAUGAGGUUCACAAUAUCUUGCCAAAUGUGAUGCCAGUGGGGUUCUGAAGUGGAGCGGCAGGUAUCCUGGUGGUUAAGAGCGUUGGACUAGUAACCAAAAGGUUUCUGGUUCGAAUUCCCAAGCUGACUAGGUGAAACAUCUCAUUGUGCCCUUGAGCAAGGCACUGAACCCUAUUUGCUCCUGUAAGUUGCUGUUGAUAAGUGAGUCUGUGAAAUAAAAAAGUAGGACAGUUAAA